This is a messenger RNA of Gymnodraco acuticeps, 2653 nucleotides long. It is a transcript of the gene sfrp5, whose product is annotated as secreted frizzled-related protein 5. The record is from RefSeq and is a predicted model, not a curated record. The transcript has 3 exons. Gene Ontology annotation, molecular function: Wnt-protein binding. NCBI's taxonomy places the organism in Eukaryota, Metazoa, Chordata, Actinopteri, Perciformes, Bathydraconidae. Gene Ontology annotation, biological process: negative regulation of canonical Wnt signaling pathway; non-canonical Wnt signaling pathway; canonical Wnt signaling pathway. Bases 479 to 1444 code for a protein of 321 amino acids.
GGGAGCUUGCUAGGGGGCAGGCAGCCGCAGAGAGCAGCUACCACUGCCUCUUAAAACCUAAGGUAGUCCUCAUUACAGCUACAGACUGAUAGACAGAGAGCAGAGCAGGGCUGAGACAGUUCCAAGAGAGGGAGAGGAAAGGAGAGAGUGAGAAAUUGUGAACAGGGAAAGUUAGAAAACCAGCAGUCAUACUUGAGUGCUCACCCUUCCUUGACUGCUGCCUCCCCACUGCACUACCUGAGGCUCACAUACACACACACAGGGAGGUGUCCAGGGAGGCUUAGAGGGCUGACUCUCCAGGGAAGAAGGGAAUUAAACACUUUGUUUUCAAUCCACGGCGAUCAUACUAAGGACAAAAAAAAAAGGGAUUACAGCUUGUACGCCUGCCCCACUUGUUCCUCUCUGCUCUGCAUUUUAUCUUCGUUUUGGAGACUUUGGAUACAACCUUCUUCAAUUGUUGGUUUGGGCUGAGAGAGAGAUGGCACAUGGACAAAAGAGCCCCAGGUGGGCAUUAACCCAGGGCUUCUCCAGCUUGGCACUGGGCCUGUCGCUCUUCUCCCUCCUCUUCCUGCUCCUCACCGUCUCAGCCGCAGACGAGUACGACUAUUACAGCUGGCAGUCGGACAACUUCCACAAUGGCCGCUUCUACACCAAGCAGCCCCAGUGUGUGGACAUACCAGCUGACCUGCGCCUGUGCCACAACGUGGGCUACAAGAAGAUGAGGCUGCCCAACCUCCUGGACCACGAGACCAUGCCAGAAGUCAAGCAGCAAGCGGGCAGCUGGGUGCCCCUCCUGGCCAAACGGUGCCAUGCUGAUACCCAGGUGUUCCUGUGCUCGCUGUUUGCACCUGUGUGCCUGGACAGACCCAUCUAUCCCUGCCGCUCGCUGUGUGAGGCCGUGAGGGACAGCUGUGCUCCGGUGAUGGAGACCUAUGGCUUCCCCUGGCCGGAGAUGCUGACCUGUGAUAAGUUCCCCAUUGAUAACGACCUCUGCAUCCCCAUGCAGUUCACUGGGAACCAGGCCACCCAGCCACCAGUGUCAAAGGUGUGCCCGCCGUGUGACAAUGAGAUGAAAGCAGACAACAUCAUGGAGCAUUACUGCGCCAGUGACUUUGCCCUCAAGAUGAAAAUCAAGGAGGUGAAGAAGGAAAAGGGCGACCGGAAGCUGAUUGCAGCACAGAAGAAGAAGAAAGUGUUGAAGCAGGGCGUGCUAAGGAAAAAGGACCUGAAGAAGCUGACCCUGUACAUCAAGAAUGGAGCCAACUGCCCGUGCGCCCAGCUGGACAGCCUGAGCACCAACUUCCUCAUCAUGGGUCGCAAAGUGGACCAGCAACUGCUGCUCAUGUCCAUUCACAAGUGGGACAAGAAAAGCAAGGAGCUCAAAUUCGCCAUCAAGUACAUGAAGUCCCAUCAGUGUCCCACCUAUCACACUGUCUUCCAGUGAGGCGGCUUGCAGCACAAUCUACAAUCACACAUUUCACCCACAUAGAAUCUAAUUCUGCGUUCCUGACCCCCAAAUCCCUGGAAAAUCUCUUAACAGUCUGACAAAUAGUCCUACAAGAGGUCGUAGGGCAGCCAAGCUUUUAUUUUCUCAGCUUUAACUUGAAUCAGGUUGUCAAGGGGAUCGUCCUGAUCUGCUUAGAUGAUUCAGACAUGUUAAUGUUGGAGAGGGAAAAAGCUGCACACUCAGCAGCUCCAAUCACAUCAUAAAAAACCCAAAGUAACCACAGAUUGUAUAAUAAUUUGGGUGAUGUAAUUUUAUUUCCCAAGGAACAACAGACAUUUUAGAUCCCCUGUGAUUCAAUAAAUAUAUUCCUUGACAAUUCUACUUUCCUAUUCCAAUAUAGAAGACAGAAUAUCCAACAGCAACUUAAUCAAGAAAGCUGCAUUCAAAAAUGGAAAACGAAAGAUUUGAGGCAACUAUUGGAGGGAAAACAUGUUCGAUAAUGUAAUAAGUAUAGACUAAGGGAGUUCAGUGGGAAGGCAGGGUUUGUUUCAGUGUAAAAAUAGAACAAUUAUACACUACAGUACAAGGGGGCUGUGCAAUUGGGCACAAAGCUCCCAGGAAUAACAUCAAAGCAGAGACAUAUAGAUGAUCAGCUAAACUGUGUUGUAAUAAUGUAAAAAGUAGGUAAUUCAGACGAAUACUAGAUGAUUAGAAAUCGGGCUUUUUUUCUUUUAUCCCUGCCGGGAAAGAAGACCAAUGGAGCGAGGAAGACUGGCGGACUGGAGAAUGCUUCCACUGACUUUGUAAAGCAACGCUCAUGUGGCCUGAAAGAGGGAAACUUGAAUAUUCUUGCUUUUCAAUUGGAGAGAGGAUGAGGUUAAAGUAGAGAAGACAUCUUCCUGAAAACAAGUGGUAAAGAAAGAGAGAGAAAGAGACUCUGGACAGAACCAACAAUGUUGGGUUGAUAAGUCUCUGGUACUGUUUUGUACUUUUUUUAUUUUCUUCAGUUAAACUUCUAUUGUAUGAAGACAGGAAUCAUCCAUACAGACAUAGCACCUGAAUUCACUGUUGCCGUAGCAAUAAACAUUUAACUAUGACAAUAUUUUCUAAUCAGUUAACCUGUAAGUAGUUAUGUUACUGAAAUACAUCUUUGUUUUACAAAAAAAAAGUAAAUGAAUAAAAUAUAUUUGAAAUUUUUAUAAAGAA